Messenger RNA from Mollisia scopiformis, 3849 nucleotides. RefSeq lists its product as uncharacterized. NCBI's taxonomy places the organism in Eukaryota, Fungi, Ascomycota, Leotiomycetes, Helotiales, Mollisiaceae. The transcript is spliced from 3 exons. Bases 123 to 3764 code for a protein of 1213 amino acids. The record is from RefSeq and is a predicted model, not a curated record.
AUCACCACGACACCAACCAUCGACUUUCCAUCAAAAAGACCUCGAAAUCCAUCUCCGCCACCCCCAUUAAGACCAGAAUCGCAUCCGUUUUCUCGAGAAACGGAUGUCGCGAUCGCAAUAUUAUGAGUGAGGUUGGGGUUGCCGACCGCACACGGCUUUUACGAUCAAAACGAGCGGAACUCAGUGGCAUUGUUACGUCGCGCAAGAGGAAACUGCGCGAGCUGUAUGCUGUUUGCGACAAUAAAUUCCCCAUUCCCCAAGUCGACCUCUCGAAUCCCGACGCGCCGCCCGCCGACUUUCACGAAGCUCACUUCCUCGAUGUCACUGACAUUUUACAAGAUCGACUCUUUAAUGCAACAAAUCUCCCCAACCAAGGUCGAUCACGAUCGUACAAAUUAAAGGAGACAUCUCCGGUAAGGAAGGGAAGCACCGAUGCACGAAUAAAUGAUGCGUCGCGAAAGGCGGCCAAGUUGCAGCGCGAUGGGUCCAGGUCGAGACAGAGUCGAGCACCAACUCCAAGCUCGAGGAGCGAUGGAGGACUUUCCACAGUGCCAAAUGAUACUAUUAUCGAUGGGUCGACCGGCAAAGGUGUGCCAAUGCAAAGAUCGUCUUCGAAGGGCUCGCAGACCGAUUUGCCUGCCGAAUCAUCCUCCGUCUUGAACGAGAUAGUAGAGGAGACUUUCGAGAAUGCGAAGCAGCCCACACCUUCCAUGCCAGAUGAUGUUGUGCCAGCAAAGGACUUGGAGAGUGACAGGAUCAGGACGAGAGUAGAGAGUAGGCCGAAUAGUCCAGGCGUGGAUCCAAGAGAAGCGAUGCCCAUAUCUGCCGAGGACGCUGCUCAACUACCUGGACCUAUCGUUGAAGGACUUGGUUCUCAUGAUGGUCAACAUAAGGCUGCUACGGCUCACUUACCACCAAGGGAAGUUCAAGAGACGCACUUGCAUGAAUUAGAAAAGGCAAGGCAACUGAAGGAGCAGCAAGCACAUCUAUCGAUCCAUCCACCUCGAGAUAAUGGAAGAAAUGCAGAAGCCCUCUCGUCUCCUGGCUCGACCAUCGAUGCUCUCUCAGCCACUACUCCUGCUAUGCAUGAAGCAUCAACGGACACCAGCCCAGAUAAUGAGAGUCGCUAUGAUGCGGAUAGGAUGGACAGAGACGAUGAAGCUGCAACCCCUCCUCAGCUGAAGCCUACACCAGAGGAAGCUGCCGACAAAGCUGAGCAUGAUAGGAUCUUGCAAGCCCGAAUAGACAUUGCACGAGAUGGGAUCAUGGGAAGUAGUCCCAUUCCAGCGAGGGAAGAAUCACGGGAAGAACAAGCUCCUGUAUCUACACCUGCUGGUGGUUCGCUGGAAGACACAAGGCCAUUUCAGAGUACCACAGACCAACUCACGAAAGCAGCUAGUGAGAUUGUUAACGACAAUGUGGAUGCCGAGAAAGAAACGAUGGGAGGUCCAGCCUCAGACAUGCCUCUGAAUAUGUCAGAAGAUACUGAACCCACGUCGAAUACCGGAAAGCAGACAGAGAUUGCGGAUUCCGAGGAAGACCAAACCCCAGUUGCAGACCUAAUGGAUGUGGACGAGAGCGAGAACAAAGUGAAUCAACCAGCGCCUGAUAAGACAGUAGUCAACGAUUCCUUCGAGAGUACUUCUGCUGGUGGAAGCACAACAGCAACACCGGCUCCUAUUCCACAAUCGACAGAUCUAGCAAAGGAGGUCGAUGAUUCACAGAAGAACUCAGUGACUCCCACAUCGUCUACUCCACGUAGGACACCUUCGACUCCAGCAGUUCCUCCUCUGGAGAGAAUGACUACAAGAGUAGCUUCUGGAGCUAUGCGUCACAAGUCUGUAUCUGAGAUUCUGGGAGAGAUUCCAAAGCCAGCAACGUCGUCGAACCAGGAUCGAAGGACCGAAUCUGAAUCCGCCGGAAAUUCUCAUACUCCAUCAAGAAGCACUACUCCUCAAUCACCAGGAGCCCGACUUCGGAUGAUGGAGAAGAACAAGGAACGCAGCAAGCUAUCAACAGUAGUGUUUGCGGGACGACCAUCGAAACCUGCAGCACGUGAUAAUGCAUUGACCACCAAUGGAUCGUUACCACAGAACCUGAAGGACGACUACUUUAUGCCCCUAUUUCUCGCAACAGCAUCGGCAGGAAAGAGCGGUGGACAAUCUCUUGACGCUCUUAUAGGCUCAGCUCACAAGACCAUUACAACCUCGAAUGGAUAUGUUCCCAUUCACGAAAAUCAAACAGCAAAGGUGCUGAAGCGAAUUUACAAUCUUCAAUCCUCGAACAAAUGGGCAUUGAGACAACCGAAGCGUGCACCAGAACCUGUCAGACAAACAACUCACUGGGAUGUGUUACUUCAGGAAGCCAAGUGGAUGCGAACAGAUUUCCGAGAGGAACGAAAGUGGAAGAUGGCUGUGGCAAGGAAUCUGGCUUUUGCUUGUGCCGAAUGGGUGGAGGCAAGUUCAGAAGAUCGGAAAUUGCUACAGGUCAAAGCAAUACCUCCAAAACCUGUUGAACCCGAGUCGAGAGACAUUGAAAUGGGCGAGGCAUCGAGUCAAGCUGCUGCACACCCAACCCCAGAUCUAGUCGCUUCAGGAGAGUCGGAUUCUGCAAUGGAGGAUUUUGAUGAGGCGCCGAGUUUGCAUUUGAUGGAGACCGUUGCACCAGCGGCGAUUUUCGCUCUACAAGAUGACGAGGUGGUGUGUGCUUUGAGAAGCUCACCAACUACUGACAAGUUGUUGGCUGAGUUGCCUAUGUAUGGUGCUCCUCUUGCAAUCCCGCAGUCGAUUUUGCCAACCUCCGACCUCGAUCCAGAUCGCUUUUGGCGACGACCAGCCCUUCCUCUGAGCAAAUAUGUUGAGGGGCGAAUGGAGUUGAAAGUCGAAGGACCACCGAGGAAGAAAAGCCGAUAUGACUAUGACGAAGAAGAUGAUGAGGAAGACCAUGUUGUCUUUGGGGAGCAGGGAACUAAACGACCAAUUCUUCCUCCUGAAAAUACAGACGUCGCCUUGUUCAACCCAGAGCACAAGCAUAUUCGAGACCGCAUUCAUUCUUCACAUCAGUUCAGACCACCAUCCGAAUUUCCCAUGCCACUCCAAAGCUUCUUUGAGAACCGAAUGGCUUCUCAAUGGACUGCUGAUGAGGAUGUUCAACUCAAAAGUCUCGUUCGCGAAUAUCAGUACAAUUGGUCUCUCAUCUCUAGCAUGUUGACGUCCAAGUCAAUAUGGUCUUCAGGCCCGGAACGUCGAACUCCGUGGGAGUGCUUCGAAAGAUGGAUCAAUCUCGAAGGUUUGCCUGCUGAUAUGCAGAAGACUCAUUACUUCAGGGCAUACUCUACCCGUAUCGAGACUGCUAACCGUAACGUGGUGGCGCAGCCAGCUCCGGCGCCAGCCCAAGCUAACCCCAAUGCACAACUACAACAACCAGCUCCUAGGCGUAGACCGACCACUAGUCUCCGGGUCGAUCGCAGAAGAAAUAACAAGCAUCUUACACUCGUUGAUGCGAUGAGAAAAUUGGCAAAGAAACGAGAGACCAACAUCCAGAAGCAGCAACAUGCAGCUGGAAUGGCAGCUAUGAGAAAGGCACAAGAGCCACAUGCUAAUGCGAAUCGGAUCCCAAUCCAGACACCGCAAGACUUUAGUCGAGUCAAGCAUGAGCGUGAGGAAUCAUUCAGGCUUCGUCUUGAAGAGCUCAACCGGCGGCAGGAAGCACAGAGAAGGGUUCGUACCAACAGGGUCUCCCAAUAUCUGAAUAUUCGUAAUUAAUUUGAUAUCAGGCGUUGCAACAGCAGCAGAGGAACGGUCUCCCAAAUCCUCAGCAGCCGCCUCCCAACGGAGCUGCUCCUCGACC